Molecule: messenger RNA, 720 nt
Organism: Gossypium arboreum
Lineage: Eukaryota; Viridiplantae; Streptophyta; Magnoliopsida; Malvales; Malvaceae
Product: protein NOI4-like
Exons: 3
Coding region: 48-362 (104 amino acids)
Source: RefSeq, a predicted model, not a curated record
AAAACAAACAUUCCUUCAUAUCCUCCUAUUUUUGUCUCUUUAAAAACAUGUUUCUAUCCAUUUUUUUUCCUUUGUUCCCCUCCUCUUUGGAAAUCCCCUCUCUUAUUAUCUUAUUAGAAUCAUAUAAUCUGUCAUUCAUGGCGGAAAAAGGGAAAGCGUUGCCAAAGUUUGGGGAGUGGGACUUGAAGGAUCCAGCAACGGCAGAUGGAUUUACGUUGAUAUUCAACAGAGCUAGAAAUGAGAAGAAAACCAGAGCUACUGCUCCUCCUCCUCCUAGUAUUGUCCCUCAAAAAGUAGAUACUAUCAAUAAACCUCCCCCUUCUCCUCCUAAGACCAAAUGCUUUUGCUUUGUUAGAGUUUAAAAGGGAGCAUUUAGGGGAGAUCGGAAAUGGAGAAUUGAAUGAUUUGGCUAAUGAUGAGCAACUUGCCUUUCCCCUAUACAUAUAUAUAUAAUAUUACACUAUUCAUAAUUGGCUGAAAUGGAAUGGGACCACCUUCUACUCUUCUAAUGUAUCUACCUUUUCCUUUUCUUUUUCUUUUUAAAAGAUUGCGGGCUUUGUUUCGAAUUUACAAAUCUUGAGUCAUGCUACUCAUUAUUAUUUACAGAGGGGGACCAAGGAGAUGGAAGUACAAAGCACAAACGACCACUGACGAUUGUAUUUUAUUCUAAUUUUAAUGUAUUUUACAAAAUAUAAAAAAGAGGAACCUUGUUUAGGAAAA